AUGGUACAAUUAUCGGACGUUGAAUUAUUCGAAGUAGCUUUACUGGAUGCAUUUAUUCGUAAUGGACAUCUUCCACCAAACACAGGGAAUCACACCACGACUCAAGUCGCUUUCAAUCGAUACUUUACCAUAAAACUCGUCGAAAAUCGUCUAAUUUUUCAUAUUGGUCGUGCGGUACUAAAUGACCCAAAAUCAGUACAAACAUUCUUACAAGUAUUUCGUGUAGUCCAACCAUUUCCUAUCACACAAUACUUUGAAUUUCGUCUUCAAUUAGAUUACAGUGAAAGAAAUUUGUCAGCUCUAACUCAAGAAUUAGCAAUGACAUACCAUAAUGGGGAUAAUACAGGCAGACUCGAACAUCCAUCUGAGCGAGUUUACACAUUGGACUUGACACAAUAUCAGCCCCACGCAGAUGUUACUCGUAUUGUUCACGCAUUCCAUGAAAGAAGUAAAUCAUCACCAGGUCGUUUUCAAUACUCGAAACAAUCGACAAAAAAUGCAUUUUUGGAGAUUUUGGCAGAUACGAAAAAGUUUAUCGCCGAGCAUCCAGUCUUGGUAAUUGGUACUACUGUUUCUUUGGUUGCUGUCAUCUUGUUGCCAUUUUUGUUCCCGGCCGGUGUCACUGCACUUGCUGCUCCUGCUAUGUACGGGAAUGUUGCCGUUUCUUGGGAGUCGUUAUAUAAUGAUGAAGUAGCCGCAGAAGAAAUUAUUGCUACUUUACAAUCAAUCGGUGCUUAUCAAUCAUAA
Molecule: messenger RNA, 747 nt
Organism: Ambispora gerdemannii
Lineage: Eukaryota; Fungi; Glomeromycota; Glomeromycetes; Archaeosporales; Ambisporaceae
Source: the annotation of a GenBank genome assembly